ACACGCACACAUCUGACCUUGAGGUUUGCAAUUUUUUGAGUAUAUACUACGAUGAAAGUAAGAUCAAACAAAUGGCUCCCACACUCACUAGUAUGUAUAUUCAUCCUUCUAAAAAUUGAAAACACAAGUGGAGAGGGUAUAACCCUCAUUGAGGGAGCUGUGGCCAAAGGAGCAGUUUGCUUAGAUGGAAGCCCACCAGCAUAUCAGUUUGAUGCAGGUUUUGGUGAAGGUCUUCAAAAUUGGCUGGUUCAUAUACAGGGUGGAGGAUGGUGCUAUUCAGUAAAAGAUUGUUAUAGUAGGACAUAUAAUCUAUAUGGAUCAUCGAAGAACAUGAAGAGUUCUGACUACAACUUCACGGGUAUUAUGAGCAAUAAGCAAGAAUUAAAUCCGAAUUUCUACAAUUGGAACAGGGUCGUCAUGAGAUAUUGUGAUGGAUCGUCAUUUACAGGAGAUGUGGAAACCGUUGAUCCUGCUACAAAUCUUCAUUUCAGGGGUGCAAGGGUCUUUAAUGCCAUUGUUGAGGAGUUGCUUAGCAAAGGGAUGAAGUUUGCAUCAAAUGUUCUUUUGUCGGGAUCUUCCGCUGGUGGAUUGGCUUCCAUACUACACUGUGACAAGUUCCGAGAUCUCUUUCACAAAAGAACUCGAGUAAAAUGCUUUUCUGAUGCUGGUUAUUUUGCUCAUGUAAAAGACCUAUCUGGAGAAUAUAAGUUUGAGGGAUACUACGAUAUGAUAGUUACAUUACAUGGAUCAUCUAAAAAUUUGAAUCCCGAAUGUACUUCAAAAAUGAAGCCAAGUCUAUGUUUCUACCCACAAUUUGUCAUCCCAUAUGUCAAAACACCUGUUUUUAUAUUACAAACUACAUACGAUACAUUCCAGGUACAAAACAUCUUGGCUACGCCACAAGCAGAUCCUAAUGGACUCUUUACCAAAUGCAAGGAAGAUAUAAACGUGUGUUCAUCUGCACAGAUCCAAAGGCUACAAGAUUUCAGAUGGGAGUUUUUAGAAGCAUUUUUGGUGGUUGGAAAUGGUUCAUCAAGAGGAUGGUUUGUUAACAAUUGUUUUACUCAUGGCCAAUGUGAAUACCAAUCAAAAUGGUCAGGAAAUCCUGCUUGGGAAUUGAACCAUAAGGCUAUUGCACAGGCAGUUGGUGAUUGGUUUUACGACAGAGGCACUAUCCAAAUGAUCGAUACCCAAAAUGUGUUGCCACACUAUUGCAUCAAGUAACCAUAUAAAACUAUUAUCUACAGUAAUGUAACAUAAAUAAUAAUAUGAUAAUGAUAAAGAAAUCAUUAGAUGUGGCA
This is a messenger RNA of Lactuca sativa (garden lettuce), 1301 nucleotides long. Its product is annotated as pectin acetylesterase 8. Gene Ontology annotation, cellular component: plant-type cell wall. The record is from RefSeq and is a predicted model, not a curated record. Gene Ontology annotation, biological process: cell wall organization. NCBI's taxonomy places the organism in Eukaryota, Viridiplantae, Streptophyta, Magnoliopsida, Asterales, Asteraceae. Gene Ontology annotation, molecular function: pectin acetylesterase activity.